Closterium sp. Yama58-4 is the source of this 4560-nucleotide messenger RNA. NCBI's taxonomy places the organism in Eukaryota, Viridiplantae, Streptophyta, Zygnematophyceae, Desmidiales, Closteriaceae. The record is from the annotation of a GenBank genome assembly.
AUGACUCCGUUUAGUCUCUCUCCUUUCUCUUCCUUACUCCUCCCUGCAACUCACUACCUUCCAGCCUCACGGUCACCCAGAACGAAGACGUGUGCACCUGUCAUCAGUGCACCUGUCAUCAGUGCACCUGUCAUCAGUGCACCUGUCAUCAGUGCACCUGUCAUCAGUGCACCUGUCAUCAGUGCACCUGUCAUCAGUGCACCUGUCAUCAGUGCACCUGUCAUCAGUGCACCUGUCAUCAGUGCACCUGUCAUCAGUGCACCUGUCAUCAGUGCACCUGUCAUCAGUGCACCUGUCAUCAGUGCACCUGUCAUCAGUGCACCUGUCAACGAUGCACCUGUCAUCAGUGCACCUGUCAUCAGUGCACCUGUCAUCAGUGCACCUGUCAUCAGUGCACCUGUCAUCAGUGCAUCUGUCAACAGUGCACCUGUCAUCAGUGCACCUGUCAUCAGUGCACCUGUCAUCAUUGCACCUGUCAACAGCGCACCUGUCAUCAGUGCACCUGUCAUCAGUGCACCUGUCAUCAGUGCACCUGUCAUCAGUGCACCUGUCAUCAGUGCACCUGUCAUCAGUGCACCUGUCAUCAGUGCACCUGUCAUCAGUGCACCUGUCAUCAGUGCACCUGUCAUCAGUGCACCUGUCAUCAGUGCACCUGUCAUCAGUGCACCUGUCAUCAGUGCACCUGUCAUCAGUGCACCUGUCAUCAGUGCACCUGUCAUCAGUGCACCUGUCAUCAGUGCACCUGUCAUCAGUGCACCUGUCAUCAUUGCACCUGUCAACAGUGCUUCUGUCAUCAGCGCAUCUGUCAUCAGUGCACCUGUCAUCAGUGCACCUGUCAUCAGUGCACCUGUCAUCAGUGCACCUGUCAUCAGUGCACCUGUCAUCAGUGCACCUGUCAUCAGUGCACCUGUCAACAGCGCACCUGUCAUCAGUGCACCUGUCAUCAGUGCACCUGUCAUCAGUGCACCUGUCAUCAGUGCACCUGUCAUCAGUGCACCUGUCAUCAGUGCACCUGUCAUCAGUGCACCUGUCAUCAGUGCACCUGUCAUCAGUGCACCUGUCAUCAGUGCACCUGUCAUCAGUGCACCUGUCAUCAGUGCACCUGUCAUCAGUGCACCUGUCAUCAGUGCACCUGUCAUCAGUGCACCUGUCAUCAGUGCACCUGUCAUCAGUGCACCUGUCAUCAGUGCACCUGUCAUCAGUGCACCUGUCAUCAGUGCACCUGUCAUCAGUGCACCUGUCAUCAGUGCACCUGUCAUCAGUGCACCUGUCAUCAGUGCACCUGUCAUCAGUGCACCUGUCAUCAGUGCACCUGUCAUCAGUGCACCUGUCAUCAGUGCACCUGUCAUCAGUGCACCUGUCAUCAGUGCACCUGUCAUCAGUGCACCUGUCAUCAGUGCACCUGUCAUCAGUGCACCUGUCAUCAGUGCACCUGUCAUCAGUGCACCUGUCAUCAGUGCACCUGUCAUCAGUGCACCUGUCAUCAGUGCACCUGUCAUCAGUGCACCUGUCAUCAGUGCACCUGUCAUCAGUGCACCUGUCAUCAGUGCACCUGUCAUCAGUGCACCUGUCAUCAGUGCACCUGUCAUCAGUGCACCUGUCAUCAGUGCACCUGUCAUCAGUGCACCUGUCAUCAGUGCACCUGUCAUCAGUGCACCUGUCAUCAGUGCACCUGUCAUCAGUGCACCUGUCAUCAGUGCACCUGUCAUCAGUGCACCUGUCAUCAGUGCACCUGUCAUCAGUGCACCUGUCAUCAGUGCACCUGUCAUCAGUGCACCUGUCAUCAGUGCACCUGUCAUCAGUGCACCUGUCAUCAGUGCACCUGUCAUCAGUGCACCUGUCAUCAGUGCACCUGUCAUCAGUGCACCUGUCAACAGUGCACCUGUCACCAGUGCACCUGUCAUCAGUGCGUCUGUCAUCAGUGCACCUGUCAUCAGUGCACCUGUCACACCUGUCAUCAGUGCACCUGUCAUCAGUGCACCUGUCAUCAGUGCACCUGUCAUCAGUGCACCUGUCAUCAGUGCACCUGUCAUCAGUGCACCUGUCAUCAGUGCACCUGUCAUCAGUGCACCUGUCAUCAGUGCACCUGUCAUCAGUGCACCUGUCAUCAGUGCACCUGUCAUCAGUGCACCUGUCAUCAGUGCACCUGUCAUCAGUGCACCUGUCAUCAGUGCACCUGUCAUCAGUGCACCUGUCAUCAGUGCACCUGUCAUCAGUGCACCUGUCAUCAGUGCACCUGUCAUCAGUGCACCUGUCAUCAGUGCACCUGUCAUCAGUGCACCUGUCAUCAGUGCACCUGUCAUCAGUGCACCUGUCAUCAGUGCACCUGUCAUCAGUGCACCUGUCAUCAGUGCACCUGUCAUCAGUGCACCUGUCAUCAGUGCACCUGUCAUCAGUGCACCUGUCAUCAGUGCACCUGUCAUCAGUGCACCUGUCAUCAGUGCACCUGUCAUCAGUGCACCUGUCAUCAGUGCACCUGUCAUCAGUGCACCUGUCAUCAGUGCACCUGUCAUCAGUGCACCUGUCAUCAGUGCACCUGUCAUCAGUGCACCUGUCAUCAGUGCACCUGUCAUCAGUGCACCUGUCAUCAGUGCACCUGUCAUCAGUGCACCUGUCAUCAGUGCACCUGUCAUCAGUGCACCUGUCAUCAGUGCACCUGUCAUCAGUGCACCUGUCAUCAGUGCACCUGUCAUCAGUGCACCUGUCAUCAGUGCACCUGUCAUCAGUGCACCUGUCAUCAGUGCACCUGUCAUCAGUGCACCUGUCAUCAGUGCACCUGUCAUCAGUGCACCUGUCAUCAGUGCACCUGUCAUCAGUGCACCUGUCAUCAGUGCACCUGUCAUCAGUGCACCUGUCAUCAGUGCACCUGUCAUCAGUGCACCUGUCAUCAGUGCACCUGUCAUCAGUGCACCUGUCAUCAGUGCACCUGUCAUCAGUGCACCUGUCAUCAGUGCACCUGUCAUCAGUGCACCUGUCAUCAGUGCACCUGUCAUCAGUGCACCUGUCAUCAGUGCACCUGUCAUCAGUGCACCUGUCAUCAGUGCACCUGUCAUCAGUGCACCUGUCAUCAGUGCACCUGUCAUCAGUGCACCUGUCAUCAGUGCACCUGUCAUCAGUGCACCUGUCAUCAGUGCACCUGUCAUCAGUGCACCUGUCAUCAGUGCACCUGUCAUCAGUGCAUCUGUCAACAGUGCACCUGUCAUCAGUGCACCUGUCAUCAGUGCACCUGUCAUCAUUGCACCUGUCAACAGCGCACCUGUCAUCAGUGCACCUGUCAUCAGUGCACCUGUCAUCAGUGCACCUGUCAUCAGUGCACCUGUCAUCAGUGCACCUGUCAUCAGUGCACCUGUCAUCAGUGCACCUGUCAUCAGUGCACCUGUCAUCAGUGCACCUGUCAUCAGUGCACCUGUCAUCAGUGCACCUGUCAUCAGUGCACCUGUCAUCAGUGCACCUGUCAUCAGUGCACCUGUCAUCAGUGCACCUGUCAUCAGUGCACCUGUCAUCAGUGCACCUGUCAUCAGUGCACCUGUCAUCAGUGCACCUGUCAUCAGUGCACCUGUCAUCAGUGCACCUGUCAUCAGUGCACCUGUCAUCAGUGCACCUGUCAUCAGUGCACCUGUCAUCAGUGCACCUGUCAUCAGUGCACCUGUCAUCAGUGCACCUGUCAUCAGUGCACCUGUCAUCAGUGCACCUGUCAUCAGUGCACCUGUCAUCAGUGCACCUGUCAUCAGUGCACCUGUCAUCAGUGCACCUGUCAUCAGUGCACCUGUCAUCAGUGCACCUGUCAUCAGUGCACCUGUCAUCAGUGCACCUGUCAUCAGUGCACCUGUCAUCAGUGCACCUGUCAUCAGUGCACCUGUCAUCAGUGCACCUGUCAUCAGUGCACCUGUCAUCAGUGCACCUGUCAUCAGUGCACCUGUCAUCAGUGCACCUGUCAUCAGUGCACCUGUCAUCAGUGCACCUGUCAUCAGUGCACCUGUCAUCAGUGCACCUGUCAUCAGUGCACCUGUCAUCAGUGCACCUGUCAUCAGUGCACCUGUCAUCAGUGCACCUGUCAUCAGUGCACCUGUCAUCAGUGCACCUGUCAUCAGUGCACCUGUCAUCAGUGCACCUGUCAUCAGUGCACCUGUCAUCAGUGCACCUGUCAUCAGUGCACCUGUCAUCAGUGCACCUGUCAUCAGUGCACCUGUCAUCAGUGCACCUGUCAUCAGUGCACCUGUCAUCAGUGCACCUGUCAUCAGUGCACCUGUCAUCAGUGCACCUGUCAUCAGUGCACCUGUCAUCAGUGCACCUGUCAUCAGUGCACCUGUCAUCAGUGCACCUGUCAUCAGUGCACCUGUCAUCAGUGCACCUGUCAUCAGUGCACCUGUCAUCAGUGCACCUGUCAUCAGUGCACCUGUCAUCAGUGCACCUGUCAUCAGUGCACUAUGCAUCCUCCAUCCGCCAUCAUGCCCGUAUAUUCGACUCUUUUGCCUCUCAUUGUGUUUGCCCUUGCUGCGCCGAAUACCUCCCAUCAUUGCACAUCUCUUCAUGUCUAACUGUGCUUUUCCUAACGCGUAA